This is a messenger RNA of Amyelois transitella, 3394 nucleotides long. RefSeq names its product carboxylic ester hydrolase. Lineage: Eukaryota; Metazoa; Arthropoda; Insecta; Lepidoptera; Pyralidae. Gene Ontology annotation, molecular function: hydrolase activity. The transcript has 11 exons. The record is from RefSeq and is a predicted model, not a curated record. Bases 441 to 2345 code for a protein of 634 amino acids.
AGUGAAGUGUUCGGCCCGAAGACAAACGCGCGCUCGCGAAAGUGACACGAUUCUCAGCGUUGCAUUUCAUCCAUUUUCGACAUUCGCGCUCAAAUACAACCACGCAUGAAUAAAUUACGCCGUUAUCUUUCAAGUUAAAAAUAAAAUUUCCUAACAGGAUCUUGAAACGGAUUGACAACUUUUGAAGCAGCUGACCUGUUGGCAACCGGCAAGAAGUAGGUACUUUUAAACAGGUAAAAAGGAGCCGAAGAAAAAACAAAGGUCUUUUAAAAACAGAAGUGAGAAGUGACUUUUCAAUUGAUCGUUUUUCAAUUCGGCGUGCAAAGAGGGAUAGUGAUAUCAAUAUUCGGAUCGUUCGAAUAAUGUUAAAACUGUUGCCAGUAAAAUAGUUUUAUCAGAGUUAACUGUAAAACAAGUGAAUACUGACUUUGUUAUUGACUAUGCGCAUGCGGUGGUGGCGAGCGGUGCUGCUGUGCGCGUGCGCGCUCGUGCUACAGAGUGACGCGCUGCCGCCUGCGACCCUCGGGGAUGUCGUCGCCAAUGCCGCUACUAGUCUCAAUUCCAUGAAGGUGACAGGAGCAUGGCGGCGGCUUUCAAGCACAUUGAGCGAGUCCGUAGGGCUGAAGCACGCUCUACGGAGACUGCAAGCGGUGCCGGCGCGCGCGGCCCGCUUGGUACACGCCCUGGUGGACCGGAUGAGAGUCGGGGGUGGACCCAUAGUGACAACGCAGCUAGGAGCCUUACGAGGGCGGAAACUAGCCACUAGGACAGCGGCACAGAUGUCCUAUUAUAGUUUUAAGGGGAUAAGAUACGCUCAACCCCCACGCGGCUCGCUAAGAUUCCGAGCACCGGUCCCUUUGGAACCCUGGACGGGCGUCCGGGAUGCUCUAGAGGAGGGCGCCGUGUGCCCACAUCGGUUCAUGUUGUUUGACACCUAUAAGGGAGACGAAGACUGCUUGUUUCUGAAUGUGUAUACGCCGGCGCUUCCAGACAAACUUACAGGAUACAACCCGAAGUUGCCAGUGAUGGUGUGGAUCCACGGCGGAGCGUUUGCAGUCGGGUCUGGCAACGCCUUCCUCUACGGUCCAGACCAUCUGGUCGGAGCAGGAGUUGUGUUAGUGACCCUCAACUACAGGCUAGGGGCACUCGGCUUCUUGAGUCUUGAGAGUGAGGAAGUGCCUGGCAAUAUGGGACUUAAGGACCAAGUAAUGGCAUUGAAAUGGGUUCGUGACAACAUUGAGAGUUUCGGCGGGGAUUCUUCACGAGUGACCAUCUUCGGGGAGUCUGCGGGAGCGGUGUCCGUGCAUCUGCAUAUGUUGUCCAACGCGUCUAAGGGUCUGUUUCACGCUGCGAUAGCUCAGAGUGGGUUGGCGCUGUCGCCGUGGGCGCUGGCGCAGGCGCCGCGCGCGCGUGCCUUCGAGCUGGGCAGGGAGCUCGGCCUUGAAACCAACAACACGGCUGAACUCAUUGGUUACUUGCGGGCGACCCCAAGCGAGUUGCUUGUGAAAGCCGGGGCACGGCUGACGGCGGCGCCCGAGAAGAACGCUGACCUGCAGAGCACGGUGGCGCUUCCGUUCCUGCCCACUUUGGAGCCCGAGGGCCCAGACGCCUUCCUCACCAAACUGCCGCGAGACAGUUUACCAGGCGCAGAUGUGCCGCUGCUCACUGGCUACAACGCCCAGGAAGGAAUCAUACUGUUUAGAAGACUUCAAAGAGAUCCCAAGUUACUAAGCGAGCUAGACCGAGAGUUCAAGCGAGUGGUGCCUCCCGCGCUACUGUCUCCAAACGAGACUGUCACCCUGAACAUAUCGGAGACCAUCAGAUCCUUCUACUUCCAGCACCGGCCCGUGGACGCGAGGAAUAUCGACAGUUUGAUUGAUCUGUUUACGGAUGUUAUGUUCCUGAGGCCAAUCUUGGAGACAGUGCGCUUACAGGCAGAGACUAAUAGAAGAAGUCCUACAUACGUAUACCGAUUCGCCUUCGACGGCGCCCUAGGGCUCUUCAAGCGAAUGCUGGGCAUCACCCAUCCUGGGGCCUGCCACGGAGAUGAGAUGGGCUACUUGUUUUACUUCUCUAGACUAAACUAUAGGCUUGACGAUGAUUCCCCUGAACUCGCCGUGUCGCAACGCAUGGUCCAAUUGUGGACCAACUUCGCCAAGACUGGAAAUCCAACUCCACCUGUUGACUACGAGUCCGUCGUAGACUUCAAGUGGCCGCCUGUGAAUGACACUUCCAGUAUCGAUUACCUGAACAUCAAUGGCAACUUUACUGUGAAAAAGGAUCCCGAAUCCAAGAGAGUCAAAUUCUGGGAUUGGCUUUACGAAAACUAUGCUCAGGAACGUUGAGCUAGAGAUUGAUAAAGGACUUAUUUUUACCUUGAAGCGGUCAAGCUAGUGUUGUAGUGAGUGCAGUGUAGUGCAAUAACUGAAGACUUGAAUGUACAAACACGAAGAUAUAAUGAAAUACCUAAUGUAUAGUAGACAUGCCAAAUGCUAAAUGUGUUUAUUUUAAAAAUAUUAUAAAUUUGUUUACUUUUCGUUAAUGACAUUGUUGUUGUCGUGAAGUUCUUUUAAUAGUUUGUAUUACUUUCUAAUAGAACUUGUUUACGUGUUUAAGCGUGUAUACAGUUAAGGAAUUAGAGUUCAUAGCAUUUCAUGUAUAAUUAAUUUAAAUUAUUAAGUACAUUAUGAUUAUGACCGAUGAAUUGCAUUCUACUUGAAAACAAAAUAUUGAUAUUCUUCAUUGAGGCGAUGGACUAUAGCAACUAGGUUAUCACUAUUUGAAUCUCACCUGCGAGACUGUCGCUCAGUCUACCUCAUGAGGAAUACAGACGAAAUAUACUUAUUUAUGUAUAUGUAUUGUAUAAAAUGUCCAUUGUGUAAAAUAUAAUUUACUUCAUAAAAGUGAAAGAAGUCAAUAAGUUAAUUUAUUCCACGCCACCAAUUUAUAUGCAUAAAAGUGAAAGAAGGCAAUAUGAUGGUACAUUGGUACUUACAUACAUCUACAAAUAAUUUCAGACUGAAAAUAUGAACAUUAAUAAUGUCGAAAUAUUGCCUAAUGCACGAUUUAAAACAACAUGACCUUUCAGUCUAAACUGUUGGGUUGAUCUAUCCCGUAAGGGAUAAAGACGUGAGACUUAUACAGAGUAUGUAUAAAAAAUAUAUUAUAAGACCUUACAAUGUCAUGAGGACUUGUUUAAAGGUCCAUAAUGUUCUCAAUAGUUUUAAGUCGAAGAAAAAUUAACGUGAAUUCGCUUAAAGUGAAACAUCAUACUACUGGUAUUACUAAGAGGUAUAUUUAAUAUUUACUUUAGGUAAAAUUAAAUCCCUGUUUGAUCCUAAAACAAUGUUAAUUUCACUCAUAGUUACCUAAAAUGUAGAAAAAGUUAUAUACU